Eucalyptus grandis is the source of this 1417-nucleotide messenger RNA. Its product is annotated as isoaspartyl peptidase/L-asparaginase 1. Bases 93 to 1049 code for a protein of 318 amino acids. The transcript is spliced from 4 exons. NCBI's taxonomy places the organism in Eukaryota, Viridiplantae, Streptophyta, Magnoliopsida, Myrtales, Myrtaceae. Gene Ontology annotation, molecular function: hydrolase activity. The record is from RefSeq and is a predicted model, not a curated record.
GUUGGGCCUCGGUCGUGGACAGACGCGCACGCACGGGCGUUGCAGAGAGAUCGAGGGAGAGGUGUGGUGGUGGUGGUGGUUGGUGGUGGCGAAUGGGGUGGGCGAUAGCGCUGCACGGCGGAGCAGGGGACAUCCCGCUGACCCUGCCGCCGGAGCGCCGCCUCCCGAGGGAGGCCUGCCUCCGCCACUGCCUCCAGCUCGGCGUCGACGCUCUCAAGUCCAAGAAGUCUCCCCUGGACGUCGUCGAGCUCGUGGUCCGGGAGUUGGAAAACAACCCUCACUUCAAUGCAGGCAAAGGGUCGGUCUUAACCAGCAGUGGCACUGUUGAAAUGGAGGCUUGCAUCAUGGAUGGAAACCUGAAAUGUGGAGCUGUUUCUGGGCUCACCACUGUUGUCAACGCCAUAUCUUUGGCACGACUGGUCAUGGAACGAACUCCUCAUAUAUACCUGGCAUUUGAUGGGGCUGAAGCAUUUGCGAGGGAACAUGGUGUAGAAACUCUUGAUGCUUCUCAUUUUAUCACUCCAGAGAACAUUCAAAGGCUAAAACAGGCCAAAGAAGCAAACAGAGUGCAGAUUGAUUAUACGCAACCCAUGCAAAAGAAAGAGGACACUGCCACUGCUGAUGGUGACAGCCAAACUGGUACUGUGGGAUGCGUCGCUGUAGAUAGUGAUGGGAAUUUAGCUGCGGCAACUUCUACUGGAGGGUUAGUCAACAAGAUGGUUGGAAGGAUAGGAGACACGCCCCUCAUAGGGGCAGGGACGUAUGCCAACAGUUUAUGUGCAGUAUCUGCUACGGGCAAAGGUGAGGCUAUAAUACGUGGAACUGUCGCAAGGGAUGUGGCCGCUCUUAUGGAGUUCAAAGGACUCUCCCUGGAAGAAGCAGCUGCCUGCGUGGUGAAAGAGAGGGUUCCGAAGGGCAAUGUUGGCCUCGUCGCAGUUUCUGCGACGGGAGAAGUCACUAUGCCCUUUAAUACGACCGGGAUGUUCCGAGCAUGUGCUACCGAGGAUGGGUACUCGGAAAUUGCAAUAUGGCCUUUGACAAAAGAUUGAAAUGGUUCAGAUGUUUGGGGCAAUAUCAUGUCUUCACCAUCGAUCAAAUGCUCCUUCUAUUUACGUUACUUGUAAAGAACCGUGCUCUAAAGAUUGUCCAAUUCCCGUAAGUUGUCCAUGUUCGAGUGUCGGAUCUAGGACUAGGACAUUUACUGCCAUUGUGGUGGCUGUCGGGAUGGCCUAUUCCUUGUCCUUAAAAUCCUCGUUUCCUUUUGUAGGUAGUUAGUUUAUGUACCUUUGCAGAUCUAUCAGCAACUCGAUCUUUUGCUGUCGCCUUGCUAAGGUUUCUAUCACUGUAUUACUUUUACUUGCAUGAAGUUUGAUCCUUUUUGGUGGAAAAAAAGAAAAAAAAAAGCUUUGAUCCUGAA